Messenger RNA from Entelurus aequoreus (snake pipefish), 1280 nucleotides. Its product is annotated as gremlin-1-like. NCBI's taxonomy places the organism in Eukaryota, Metazoa, Chordata, Actinopteri, Syngnathiformes, Syngnathidae. Gene Ontology annotation, molecular function: receptor ligand activity; BMP binding. Gene Ontology annotation, biological process: animal organ morphogenesis. Bases 319 to 855 code for a protein of 178 amino acids. The transcript is spliced from 2 exons. The record is from RefSeq and is a predicted model, not a curated record.
CCAUCCGAGCGUCCUCCCCUUAUCUGUGUCCGUGUCGGGGCAGGGGGCGGAUAAGUUUCGAUUCGGUCCUCGUCGUUCUCAGCCAAUAAUGUCAACGGACGCGAGGUCCGCAUCUCAGCGGGCAGACAUUUAAAGGGGAGACAGUGCGGCGAAGUUUCUAUUAAACCUGCGUGGUCCCCUCAAGUCUAUGGAGGGCUGGGUCUCCCCGCACCCUGCAGCAGUCACCACAGUGGACACUCGACAGUGACGGCGAGAGUGGGGUUUCAUGCCCACGGAAGAAGCCAGCAGGAGACAAAACAUCGACUUGAGGAUUGCAGCAUGGCCAACUCCACGCGUGUCAUCUGCAGUCUGCUGCUGGUCCUCGGCCUGCUGUCCUCUCCCGGCCACUCCAAGAGGAACCGAGGCUCCCAGGGCGCCAUUCCUCACCCGGACAAGAACAAGCCGAACGAGUCGGAGCCCCAGCAGGCGGGCCCCGCGCCCCGCCACAGGCACGGCGCGUCCUCCCCGGCCGACGAGGUGCUGGAGUCCAGCCAGGAGGCGUUACACGUCACGGAGCGGCAGUAUUUGAAGCGGGACUGGUGCAAGACGCAGCCCCUCAAGCAGACCAUCCAUGAGGAAGGAUGCGUCAGCCGCACCAUCCUCAACCGCUUCUGCUACGGACAGUGCAACUCCUUCUACAUCCCGCGGCACAUGCGCAGAGAGGAGGGCGCCUUCCAGUCGUGUUCCUUCUGCAAGCCCAAGCGCUUCACCAGCAUGACUUUUACGCUCAACUGUCCUGACCUGCAGCCGCCCACCAAGAAGAAACGCAUCCAGCGCGUCAAGCAGUGCCGCUGCGUGUCUAUAGAGCUGGACUAACGCACCCACGCGUGUGCGUGUUCACAACCAGGAGAAGAAGAGAACGCACUUCCCUUUUUGCACGACAAAUCUGGACAUGCGCCAUUCAACCAUCUGGGGACAUUUGAUUUGAAUUCUCAUCAAAGCCAAACGGGAUUUAAACGUUUUUCUAAAGGUAAUAAAAAACACUAUAGAAAUGUUUGUUUCUUUUGUGCUCAACUUUCUCAAUACACUUCAGCUCUAAAAUAAAACAAUAUUAAACAUACAAUGUAUUUUUUUUUUUUUUUUUACCCAUUUUGUUCAGAUAAUGUCACAGGCUUGAAUUAGUAAAACUUAAUCAUCACAUCAUUGGGUUAAAAUAAAUACAAUAAAAUACAUUACUUGUUUGGUAUAUCUUAUGUUUAGGGCUGAAGUUAACAGAGAUUUGAGCCUGAAAAGUAAAAAAA